This is a messenger RNA of Monodelphis domestica (gray short-tailed opossum), 1885 nucleotides long. Lineage: Eukaryota; Metazoa; Chordata; Mammalia; Didelphimorphia; Didelphidae. The record is from RefSeq and is a predicted model, not a curated record.
AGCCCUUGAUGGGCGGGGGGAGAGGUAGAGGGAGGAAGCGGGCCCCAGCGUUGCUUCGGCAACGCGACGCACAGGCGGGAGAAGGACGCGGUGGCCAUUUUCAGGCAGGUUGGGGGGGACCCCAGAAGUCCGGGAGGCGAUGCAAUGUCCAAACCGAAGAAUCAAUGUUCGAAGACUCAUGGUGCGCCAAAAGUGAAAGAGCGGGACCAGAAAGUAUGUAUCCGAUUCAAGUGCACAGUCCUGAAUACUCUUAUGGAUGUCCUCCGCCACAGGCCUGGCUGGGUAGAAGUGAAAGAUGAGGGGGAAUGGGAUUUCUACUGGUGUGAUGUCAGCUGGCUUCGGGAAAACUUCGACCACACCUAUAUGGACGAACAUGUACGAAUCAGCCACUUCCGAAAUCAUUAUGAGCUAACAAGGAAGAACUACAUGGUGAAGAACCUGAAACGCUUUCGAAAGCAGCUGGAAAGAGAGGUGGGCAAACUAGAAGCGGCUAAAUGUGACUUCUUCCCCAAGACCUUUGAACUGCCUUCCGAUUAUCAUCUCUUUGUGGAGGAGUUUCGAAAAACUCCCGGCAUCACUUGGAUCAUGAAACCGGUGGCCAGGUCCCAAGGCAAAGGCAUUUUCCUUUUCCGGAAGCUUAAAGACAUCAUGGACUGGAGAAAGGAUGUGGGCCGCUCCGAUGACCAGAAAGAUGACAUCCCAGUGGAGAACUAUGUAGCUCAACGGUACAUCGAGAAUCCUUAUUUGAUAGGAGGGCGAAAAUUCGACCUUCGAGUGUAUGUCCUGGUGAUGUCUUACAUCCCCCUUCGAGCCUGGUUAUAUCGAGAUGGCUUUGUUCGAUUCUCCAACACCCGAUUCACCCUGAGCAGUAUUGAUGACCACUAUGUUCACCUCACCAAUGUUGCUGUACAGAAGACAUCCCCGGAUUAUGACCCAGAGAAGGGCUGUAAAUGGAUGAUCCAGCGAUUUCGCCAGUACCUGACCUCUAAGCAUGGCCCCGAGAUGGUGGAGACACUCUUCCGGGACAUGGACAACAUUUUCAUCAAAAGCCUGCAAAGCGUGCAGAAAGUCAUCAUCAGUGAUAAGCACUGCUUUGAGCUAUAUGGCUAUGACAUUCUUAUCGACCAGGACCUGAAGCCGUGGCUUCUUGAAGUCAAUGCUUCCCCAUCCCUUGCUGCCAGUAGCCAGGAGGACUAUCAGCUCAAAACUUGCCUCCUAGAAGAUACACUGCACAUUGUAGAUAUGGAGGCCAGCACACACAGAGCAGCCCAUGGGAGUGUGGAGGGCAAGGCUUGCUUACUCAGACUCUACAGGAGGAAACAGGCCUAUGGGUCCAGGCUGGCAUGGCUCACAGGAAAGGAAAAGCGAGUUGGCGGCUUUGACCUCAUGUGGAAUGAUGGACCGGUCAGCAGAGAGGAAGAGGGCAUUGACACGGCAGGGACUGGGAACUUUGUGGCCAACACCCACCUGGGCUGCAACAACGAUCGAAAGAAACAGCUGAGGCAGCUCUUCUGUUCAUUUCACAGCCAGAAGAAGGUUACCAGUUAAUCAUGGGCCAGGGGGAAAUUGAGCCUAAGCAGGUGCCCAGUGACCCCUCCCAGUUUUGGAGCUGUUCCUCCAGUUUCUCUCAGGCCUGCCAGCACUUCUGCUGGCUCAGCAUGUCACCGACCAUCAGCCAUUCUGGACUCGCUGGCUCCAGCGUGCUCUGCGGGUGAAGCGUGCUCAGGAGCUGUGCCAGCCUGGGAAGCUGGAUGCAUCUGUGACCUUGACAGGGGUUGGUCUGAAGUGGUGCUAUGCCUGGGGAAGGAUCUGACCCACAGAGAGAAAUGUAGCAGCCUUGUAGCCCUAAAGAGAACUUUCUUAAUAAAAGCCAGUCAUCAUUUGA